Cryptomeria japonica (Japanese cedar) is the source of this 919-nucleotide messenger RNA. RefSeq names its product protein yippee-like At4g27745. The record is from RefSeq and is a predicted model, not a curated record. Lineage: Eukaryota; Viridiplantae; Streptophyta; Pinopsida; Cupressales; Cupressaceae. The transcript is spliced from 2 exons. Bases 215 to 538 code for a protein of 107 amino acids.
CAUUUUUAUCCUACUCCAUGUUGACAAAUCCACGGGUCACAAUCUCUUAUUUAAUUUCUUCAAUGAGAGCAUAAGGGAGAUGCUUUGCUGUCUUCGAGUAGCUCUGCAACGCGAAGAAAUUCAUGCUUGUUUUAUGAUAAUUAUUACUAUUCUCUGAGGUAGGGGGUUGUAAGAAGAGUAGCAGAAGCCUUUUUAAGUUGAUGUUGGAAAGGCAAUGGAAGAGGUGAUAUUAGGUCUACGCAUUUACAGUUGCUGCAAUUGCAGAUGCCAUAUUGCUGAGCAUGAUGAUAUUAUCUCCAAAGCCUUUCAGGGAAGGAAUGGAAGAGCGUAUUUGUUUGGGAAAGUUGUAAAUGUUAUGACAGGAACUAAGGAAGACAGGCAACUCAUGACAGGCUUGCAUACUGUGGCUGAUAUAUCUUGUAUUCAAUGCCGGGAAAUCCUUGGUUGGAAAUAUGAGAGAGCUUAUGAGGAAUCGCAGAAGUAUAAAGAAGGCAAGUAUAUUCUUGAAAAAGCAAAGAUCAUGAAAGAAAACUGGUAAAUGCUCACAGUGAUGACUGACUUAUACUUGCAAGUAGUACCACUGCAUUAAGUUUUCUGGGUUCAAUAGGAUCCUCAUUUAAAACGUUUGGGUUGGCUUCUUGGUUCUUCUCUAAGGUGUUCAGAAUCUAGCUGUAAUUAUUAGGGCUGAUUUGUUAGCUGCUCGGGUUGGAUUCAUAAUGUAAAAAGUGGAAAUGUUCAAGGAUGUUAUGUGAUUGAGCUCUGAUGAAUAUCAAUUGAUAUUGUAAAUUGUGGACUGCAAAUAAUUGCUGGAGAAUUGGGUUACAUGGGUUUUUGGUAUAUUGCCAAAAAAAGCUCAUUUGGAUUUGUAAUUUAUUUGUCAAGAGCUCUGAAAUAAAUCAAAUGUAAUAAUUUGUGGGGC